This is a messenger RNA of Sceloporus undulatus (fence lizard), 7890 nucleotides long. Its product is annotated as protein dopey-1. The record is from RefSeq and is a predicted model, not a curated record. Bases 197 to 7609 code for a protein of 2470 amino acids. Gene Ontology annotation, biological process: Golgi to endosome transport. Gene Ontology annotation, cellular component: trans-Golgi network; endosome. The transcript is spliced from 38 exons. NCBI's taxonomy places the organism in Eukaryota, Metazoa, Chordata, Lepidosauria, Squamata, Phrynosomatidae.
AGGGAAGGCAAAGGGCGGAAGCCGCCGCGGUGCAUGCUGGGAGCUGUCAGUGCCCUCCCUCUGUGUUUAGCUGGAGAAGGGUCUCCUUUCUGGUCCGCUGUAGUGCUCUUCCUUGCCCUGGAUAGUAGGUUCCUAGGAACAAGCUAACGACUUUACAUGAAUUUCAAGCUGGUCUCUAGUGGGACUCUGCGGGAGGAUGAAUGCAGAGGAGCUGGAGCUACUGGGUGAUUCCAAGUACAGGAACUAUGUAGCAGCUGUUGACAAGGCUCUGAAAAGCUUUGAGUACUCCAGUGAAUGGGCUGAUUUAAUCUCUUCACUUGGAAAACUGAACAAGGUUCUGCAAAACAAUGCAAAGUACCAAGUAGUACCAAAAAAGCUGACCAUCGGAAAACGUCUUGCACAAUGUCUUCAUCCUGCCUUGCCAGGUGGAGUACACCGGAAAGCACUUGAAACAUAUGAAAUUAUCUUCAAAAUCAUUGGUCCCAAGCGCCUGGCCAAAGAUCUUUUCCUUUACAGUUCUGGGUUAUUUCCACUUCUUGCCAAUGCUGCUAUGUCUGUCAAACCAGCGUUACUCAGCCUGUAUGAAGCUUAUUAUCUUCCUUUGGGCAAAACACUGAAACCAGGCCUGCAAGGGUUGUUAACUGGGAUACUUCCUGGUUUGGAGGAGGGAUCUGAAUAUUAUGAAAGAACAAACACUCUGCUGGAGAAGGUAGCUGCUGCAGUGGACCAAUCUGCUUUCUACAGUGCACUGUGGGGUAGUCUUCUUACUAGUCCUGCAGUUCGGUUGCCUGGAAUUACUUAUGUGCUGUCCCAUCUCAACAGAAAGCUUUCCAUGGAAGACCAGCUAUAUAUAAUAGGCAGUGAUAUUGAACUGAUGGUAGAAGCAGUAAGCACUUCAGUGCAGGAUUCCAGUGUAUUAGUACAGAGGAGCACACUCGACCUGAUACUUUUCUGUUUUCCAUUCCACAUGAGUCAGGCAACACGUCCAGACAUGAUCAGAAUUCUGUCAGCAUCCCUUCAUGUAGUUCUGCGCAGAGAUAUGUCACUCAAUAGAAGGCUUUAUGCCUGGCUUCUAGGUUUUGAUAACAAUGGCGCUAUUAUAGGGCCUAGAAGCACACGACAUAGUAAUCCUGAAGAACAUGCUACAUACUACUUCAAUACAUUCUCUAAGGACAUGUUAGUUCAGGCAAUGGUGGGAAUUUUGCAAAUCAACAUGCACGGGGAGGAGAGCACAUUGAUGCAAGACCUAAAGCCUUUCCGGAUUCUUAUCAGUUUACUGGACAAACCUGAGCUAGGACCUGUAAUAUUAGAGGAUGUUCUGAUUGAAGUAUUUAGGACCUUAUACACACAGUGCAAAGCUGAGUUGGAUCUUCAGGUGGAGUCUUCUUUCAGCAAGGAUCAUGCACAGCUCAGCAGUAAACUGAGGGAAAAUAAGAAAACAGCAGAGCUGAUUAAAACUGCCAAUCUUCUCUUUAAUUCUUUUGAGCCUUAUUAUAUGUGGGAUUACAUUGCCCGCUGGUUUGAAGAAUGUUGUAGGAGGACACUGCAUGCCCGACUACAGACUGUGCCUAGUGGUGGCAGUGAGCACACUGAUCUCCCUCUCACCAAUUUCUGUCUGCUGGUGGAUUUUUUGUUGGAUAUAGUAUCUUUGCCUACUAGAAGUAUGAGAGUGCUUUGUCAGGAGACCUAUAUCGAAAUACAAACUGAACACCUUCCUCAGUUGUUGCUCAGGAUGGUCUCUGCAUUGACAAGUCACCUCCAAACUUUACACUUGUCUGAGCUCACAGAUUCCUUGAAACUCUGCUCAAAGAUUCUUAGCAAGGUUCAACCUCCACUGUUAUCUGCUGGUACUGAUGGUGUCCUGCAGCUACCAAGUAGGCAUAGCACCAUCAAAGAAUGGGAAGAUAAAAAGAUCCCACUAGUUUCAGUAGAAAACCCCAACGAUGUAUUUGAAGACGGUGAAAAUCCUCCAAGCAGCCGUUCAUCUGAAAGUGGCUUUACUGAGUUUGUCCAGUACCAGGCAGACACUGUGGAUGACAUUGACCGGAUGUUAACUGGGGGUCCUGGCAUCCCCAUCAUUGGUAGUGCUUCUUCAGAGACAGAGACAGCCUCAACAGUGGGUUCGGAGGAGACCAUUGUGCAGCAUGCUUUCAAGGUGACCCAGGGGACAGGAUCUCGAAGUGGGAAGACAACAACGGUCCAAAAGACUGCAAUGCAGUGCUGUUUGGAGUAUGUCCAGCAGUUUUUAACCAGAUUUAUCAACUUAUACAUCAUUCCAUGCAAUUCCUUGUCCCAGCCUUUGGUGACAGAGCUUCAGGAGGAACUCCCCAGAGGGAAAGGAGAGACUGUGCAGUGCACUAGAGAGUCACAAGGAGAUGCAGCAAAAAGGAAGAAAAUUACAAAGAAGGCAACACCAAAAGAAUACCUCUCUGCCUUUAUGGCUGCAUGUCAGCUCUUCCUUGAAUGUUCAAGUUUUCCAGUUUACAUUGCAGAGGGAAAUCAUACCUCCGAAAUACAUGCUGAGAAGGCAGAUGUUGAUUGUGAGCAAGAGCAACCCCCUUUGUGGCUCCAGACUCUUAUGAGUGCUUGCAGGCAAGCAAAUGAUUUUAGCAUCCAAGGUGUUACUAUUUCAUUAAUUAUGGACCUAGUUGGAUUGACUCAGUCAGUUGCGAUGGUCACUGGAGAAAGCCUAAAUAAUGUAGAGAGUGCACAACCUCUUAGUCCAAACCAGGGAAGAGUGGCUGUUGUCAUCAGACCUCCUCUCAAUCAAGGCAACCUCCGGUACAUGGCUGAAAAAACAGAUUUUUUCAAGCAUGUGGCAUUAACUCUAUGGGACCAGUUAGGCGAUGGAACUCCUCAACAUCACCAGAAGAGUGUGGAACUUUUUUUCCAGUUACACAAUCUUGUUCCAUCCUCUAGCAUUUGUGAGGAUGUUAUCAGCCAGCAGUUGACCCACAGAGACAAGAAAAUCAGGAUGGAAGCUCAUGCAAAGUUUGCAGUGCUCUGGCAUCUCACCAGAGAUCUCCAUAUUAACAAGUCCUCAUCAUAUGGCCGUUCAUUUGACAGGUCCUUGUUUAUCAUGCUUGAUAGCCUUAACAGUUUAGAUGGCUCUACCUGGUCAGUUGGUCAGGCCUGGUUAAAUCAAGUACUCCAGCGUCAUGACAUUGCACGAGUCCUUGAACCUUUGCUUCUACUGCUGCUUCAUCCAAAAACUCAGCGCAUUUCGGUUCAGAGAGUGCAAGCUGAAUGCUAUUGGAAUAAAUCUCCCUGUUAUCCUGAAGAUGAAAAUGAAAAGCAUUUUAUGCAGAAAUUUAACUGUGAUGGUUCGUUUUCCCACAUGCCAGCAAAUCAAGAAAAAGACAUUACAGCCAAAGAGAACAAUGAGAAACAACUUGCCAUGGAUGAAAUGGAGAACUUCAGUCUUACUGUCAACCCCUUAAGUGACCGGAUCUCCCUACUGAGUACCAGCAGUGAAACUAUUCCUUUGGCUUCUUCUGAUUUUGACCUUCCUGACCAUCAGAUAGAAAUAAUGCAGAGCUCGGACUCUGGCUGUUCCCAGUCCUCUGCUGGGGAUAACCUUAGUUAUGAGGUGGAAGCUGAAAGCCUGACUGCACCAGACAAUUCUCAGCAUUUGGGAGGAGAGUCACCAGAUGAAAUAGUUCAGCAAGUGGUCAUAGACUUGAUAUGCAAGGUUGUCAGUGGGCUUGGUGAAGAUACUGAACCAGCUAAACAUCUGUAUGCAGAAGAUACUUCAGCUACAGUAAAUAGUUUAGAUCCCUCUGAAGAGGUAACUAAAAUGGAAGAACCAAACAUUCAAGACAGCCAGAGCAGUUUACUUAGCAAUGACAGCUCCCAGUUGUUAUCUGCCUCAACUGAGACAGGACUUGAAAGCAUUUCCAAUGAAAUCUCCAGAAACAACUCCUCCCCUUGUAUCUCAGCAAGCCAGCAGACUCUCAGUGACCCAAAUUUGGCAUCAACAGAAGCCAGGUCCAGGCAGAGAAGUCACAGUAGUAUACAGUUCAGCUUCAAAGGGAAACUGCCUGAAAAAACAUCUGAGAAAGAAACUAUUGUCAAAGAAUCCGGUAAGCAGCCAGGAGCAAAGCCCAAAGUCAAAAUCGCCAAGAAGAAAGAUGAAGAGAAGAAGAAGGCACAAGCUGAGAAGGUUAAACAAACCAGUGUUUUCUUCAGUGAUGGCCUUGACUUGGAAAACUGGUACAGCUGUGGAGAGGGAGAGAUCUCAGAAAUUGAGAGUGAUGCAGGGUCUCCAGGGAUGCGGAAAUCACCCCAUUUUAACAUACACCCUUUGUAUCAGCAUGUAUUGCUCUACCUUCAGGUGUAUGACUCCUCAAGGACUUUGUAUUCCUUUUCUGCAAUUAAAGCCAUCUUGAAAACAAAUCCUUCUGGUUUUGUGAAUGCCAUCUCUACUACCAGUGUCAACAAUGCCUAUACGCCUCAAUUAUCAUUACUUCAAAAUCUCUUGGCCAGACAUCGCAUAUCUGUUAUGGGCAAAGACUUCUACAGCCAUAUCCCAGUAGACUCAAAUCAUAAUUUUCGGAGCUCCAUGUACAUAGAGAUCCUGAUUUCUUUGUGCUUGUAUUACAUGCGGAGCCACUAUCCAACACAUGUGAAAGUCUCUUCUCAAGACCUGAUAGGCAACCGUAACAUGCAGAUGAUGAGCAUUGAGAUCUUGACUCUUCUCUUUGCUGAGCUGGCAAAAGUGGUGGAAAGUUCCACCAAAGGCUUCCCCAGCUUCAUUUCAGACAUGCUGUCCAAAUGCAAGGUGCAGAAGGUGGUCCUGCAUUGUUUAUUGUCUUCCAUCUUCAGUGCCCAAAAGUGGCACAGUGAGAAGAUAGCUGGGAAAAAUAUAGUGGCAAUUGAGGAGGGUUUCUCAGAAGACAGCCUUAUUAAUUUCUCUGAGGAUGAGUUUGACAGUGGUAGCACCCUCCAGUCUCAACUCUUAAAAGUCCUCCAGCGGCUCAUUGUCCUGGAGCACAGAGUCAUGACUGUGCCUGAGGAGAAUGAAACAGGAUUUGACUUUGUCAUAACUGACUUGGAGCACAUCAACCCCCAGCAGCCAAUGACAUCCCUGCAGUAUUUACACUCUCAGCCAAUAACCUCCCAGGGCAUGUUUCUAUGUGCUGUGAUCAGAGCAUUACACCAGCCAUGUGCCUGUAAAAUGCAUCCCCAGUGGAUUGGCCUCAUUACUGCUUCUCUGCCUUAUAUGGGGAAGGUGCUCCAAAGGGUGGUUGUCUCUGUAACCCUACAGCUUUGCAGGAACCUGGAUAACCUGAUUCAGCAAUAUAGAUACGAAACAGGAUUGUCUGACAGUAGGCCACUUUGGAUGGCAUCAGUUACUCCGCCUGAUAUGAUGCUUACUCUUUUGGAAGGCAUUACUACUAUUAUUCACUAUUGCUUACUUGACCCUUCUGCACAGUAUCAUCAGCUUCUGGUUAAUGUUGAUCAGAAGCACAUGCUUGAAGCACGCAGUGGGAUCUUGUCUAUCCUUCACAUGAUCAUGUCAUCUGUGACUCUUCUGUGGAGUAUCCUGCAACAGGCAGAUUCUUCAGAGAGAACAACUGCUGCAGCUGCUGCAUCUGUUACUACUAUUAAUCUUGGAUCAACAAAGAAUCUGAGGCAGCAGAUUCUUGAACUGCUGGGUCCAAUUUCAAUGAAUCAUGGUGUUCAUUUUAUGGCGGCUAUUGCAUUUGUGUGGAAUGAAAGGAGACAACAGAAAAAUGCUUCAAGGACUAAGGUCAUUGCUACUGCCAGCGAAGAGCAACUUUUGCUAGUAGAGUUGGUUCGUUCUAUCAGCGUUAUGAGAACUGAGACUGUUAUGCAGACUGUGAAAGAAGUCUUAAAGCAACCACCUGCAAUAGCUAAGGAUAAGAAACAUCUUUCACUGGAGGUCUGCAUGUUGCAGUUUUUCUUUGCAUACAUUCAGAGAAUUCCCGUGUCCAACAUAGUUGACAGCUGGGCCUCAUUGUUGCUUCUUCUGAAGGAUUCCAUACAACUUGGCCUUCCAGCUCCAGGACAGUUUCUAAUACUGGGAGUUUUGAAUGAAUUUAUUAUGAAAAACCCAAAUCUGGAUAAUAAAAAGGACCAGAGAGAUCUUCAGGAUGUUACUCACAAAAUAGUGGAUGCCAUUGGAGCGAUUGCUGGCUCGUCCCUGGAACAAACUACAUGGCUAAGGCGAAAUUUAGAGGUUAAGCCUUCCCCCAAGAUAAUGGUUGAUGGAAACAACCUAGAAUCUGAUGUUGAAGAUAUGUUAUUUCCAGCUUUGGAGACCUCAAGCAUAACUCCAUCAGUUUAUAGUGUUCAUGCCUUAACACUGCUAUCAGAAGUUUUGGCCCAUCUUCUGGAUAUGGUUUUCUAUAGUGAUGAAAAAGAGAGGGUUAUUCCACUUCUUGUAAAUAUAAUGCACUAUGUUGUGCCUUAUCUUCGCAAUCACAGUGCCCAUAAUGCACCCAGUUAUCGAGCCUGUGUGCAGCUACUGAGUAGUCUGAGUGGGUAUCAGUACACAAGGAGAGCGUGGAAAAAAGAAGCUUUUGAUCUGUUUAUGGAUCCCAGUUUCUUUCAGAUGGAUGCUUCCUGUGUUAACCAUUGGAGAGCAAUUAUGGACAAUUUAAUGACACAUGACAAAACCACAUUUAGAGAUCUGAUGACACGUGUGGCUGUAGCUCAGAGCAGUUCACUCAAUCUGUUUGCCAAUCGCGAUGUAGAGCUGGAACAGCGUGCUAUGCUUCUCAAGAGGUUGGCCUUUGCCAUUUUUAGUAGUGAAGUGGACCAAUACCAGAAAUAUCUUCCAGAUAUACAAGAAAGGCUGGUCGAAAGUCUCCGUCUGCCCCAAGUGCCCACCCUCCAUUCUCAAGUGUUUCUGUUUUUCCGAGUUUUGCUUUUAAGAAUGUCUCCACAGCACCUUACCUCACUUUGGCCUACCAUGAUCACAGAAUUGGUCCAAGUAUUUUUACUAAUGGAACAAGAACUCACAGCUGAUGAAGAUAUCUCAAGAACUUCGGGCCCAUCUGUGGCUGGUCUGGAGACCACAUACACGGGAGGCAAUGGAUUUUCCACAUCCUACAACAGCCAGAGAUGGUUAAAUCUUUAUUUGUCUGCGUGUAAAUUUCUGGAUUUAGCCCUGGCAUUACCCUCUGAAAAUCUGCCUCAGUUUCAGAUGUAUCGGUGGGCCUUCAUUCCAGAAGCUUCUGAUGAUUCAGGAUUGGAAGUGAGGAGGCAAGGCACACAUCAAAGGGAAUUCAAACCAUAUGUGGUGCGAUUAGCAAAAUUACUUCGGAAAAGAGCCAAGAAAAAUCCAGAAGAGGACAGCUCAGGGAAAACCUUAAACUGGGAACCCGGUCACUUGCUCCUGACCAUCUGUGCCGUCCGUACCAUAGAGCAGCUACUGCCUUUCUUCAAUGUCUUGAGCCAAGUCUUUAACAGCAAAGUCACCAGCAGAAGCAUCGGCCAUUCAGGGAGCCCCAUGCUUUACCCCAACUCUUUCCCCAACAAGGACAUGAAAAUGGAGAACCAAAAGACAUUCUCCAGCAAAGCGAGACAGAAAAUUGAAGAGAUGGUGGAGAAGGACUUUCUGGAAGGAGUCAUAAAGACAUGAGGCUCAAGUGGCAAAAUGUUUAUCUUCUAUAAUGUUAUCUUCAAAUGAAACCACUCCAUCCUUCCAGUGUAUAGUUUCUUUUUCAUACUUUGUAUGUAAAAUAUACUGCAGGAUGUAUUUAAUUUAAAUCCCUGUAAAUAAGUUCUGGAUGUAGCCUGAAUGAAGUUUAAAUAUCAUUGGCUCAUAUUGAUUAUGGUGCCUAAUAUUUAUGGUACAUUUGUUUUUGUCAUCUUGAGGUCUGUCUUUAAGAAUCUACAAUACAAGUUGCACAUUUUUUUCUA